GAGAGAGAAAGAGAAAAGAUAGAAAAUAAUAAUAAAGAUGAAUAAAGAUGCGAAAGCUUUAGAAAGUGAAUUGUUUAUUUUCAAUGGUUUUUUUUUCUUUUACUAAUUUUAAUUGUAAUUAAAUUUUUUUAUUCUUAUUUUUGUCAGUCUAACCAAAGUGAUUGGUGUAAAUCUAAAGUAAAUAAUAUUUAUUGUUUGUCUUUGUGUUUUCUUUUUAGUUUCUUGUGUUUCUUUUUUUUUGACCCUUCUCGCUUUUAUAUAUAUACAAUAAAUACACUAUGGGAGCCCGUCAAAGUAGCCCUGUUGGUGGUGUCGGUGGUGGUGGUGUUACCGGAGGUGGUGGUGGUUUAACAGCAACAACACCAACCACAUCAACAUCAUCUACGUCUAGAAAUUCAGAUUCUGGUUUAAUUGAUUCUGGUACCAAUACUACCGGCUUUGCUGGUUUACUGUCAACCUCAUUGUGUCAAAAUAGUUCAACGUCCACAAGAACAAGGCCAAUUGCUUCAAAUUAUGAUGGAAUCAAGUGCCCGAUAUGUUCUAAAUCAAUGUUACCUGAUGAUGUUGAAUUUCACCUAGUAAUGUGUCUUACCAAACCAAGAAUAAGUUACAAUGAGGAUAUACUUACAGAAGAUAAAGGAGAAUGUGUUAUUUGUUUAGAUGAUCUGAGUCAAGGAGAUAUAAUUGCAAGACUUCCUUGUCUAUGUAUUUAUCAUAAGUGUUGUAUUGAUGCCUGGUUUCAAGUUAAUCGUUCUUGUCCUGAACAUCCAUCUGACUGAAUUUUCGCAUUUUUAUUCUAUGGAUUUAAUUAGAAGGAAAGAGAAAGAGAAAGAGAAAGAGAGAGAAAACAAAACAUAAACCUCAUCUAUUAUUUGUCAAUUCUAAAUUGAAUUUGGAUCCAAAAUCUAUUUGUGGCCUCUCGAGUUAUCAUAAAGCAAAUAUAAACAUCUAAUGGCUUACAAAGGCUUCCAUGUUAAUCUAAUAUGUAUACACUUGGUCAUCAUCGUCAUUAUCAUCAUCAUAUGAGUUUAAAACUAAGAGAGUUUACUGAUAAAUACUCUUUUGGUUUACAAUUUAAUUGCGAAGGAAAAAUUGUCAUUUAUUUUGUAUUAGUCGGCCAAUAUUAUCCUCCUAGAACUGUUCAUCUCCCUCUAUCUCUCUCUCUUUCUCUCUCAUUUUCUCUGAAAUUCAGGAGAGAUCAUCUAUUUGAGCGCCAAAGAACCAAAAGACCAUCAGUGAUAAACGUAAGAUUUCAAGAUGGAUGACCAAAAGUGAUGAGAAAUCAUUUGAUAAACUCAAUUAAACUUUAAUCUUCAAAUUUUAUGGAUUAGCUUGUCUUGUUUUUUGAUAAACAAAAUUGUCAAAGUAUAAAAACACAAACUAAAAAGAUGAAAAGGUUUUUACAAAACAAAAAGGACUUUUGGAUUUUCAAAUGUAUCAUCAUCAUCUUCAUCGUCAUCAUCAUCAAGUCUACAGUUUGUGAUGGUGGUUCCUAAAAAUGUCACCAAAAAAAAGAAAUGAAAAGAAAAUUAAAUUCAUAUAAUUGUCAACCAACAAAUAACCACAACAACAACAAACAAACAAAACAUUAAUUCAUUUACUUCAAUAAACUUUAUUUUUGUUAAAA
Molecule: messenger RNA, 1627 nt
Organism: Panonychus citri (citrus red mite)
Lineage: Eukaryota; Metazoa; Arthropoda; Arachnida; Trombidiformes; Tetranychidae
Product: E3 ubiquitin-protein ligase ZNRF1-like
Exons: 1
Coding region: 279-779 (166 amino acids)
Source: RefSeq, a predicted model, not a curated record